This is a messenger RNA of Myotis brandtii (Brandt's bat), 1888 nucleotides long. RefSeq names its product betaine--homocysteine S-methyltransferase (gene BHMT). Lineage: Eukaryota; Metazoa; Chordata; Mammalia; Chiroptera; Vespertilionidae. The record is from RefSeq and is a predicted model, not a curated record. The transcript is spliced from 6 exons. Gene Ontology annotation, molecular function: zinc ion binding; betaine-homocysteine S-methyltransferase activity. Bases 395 to 1372 code for a protein of 325 amino acids.
AAUCAGAAUCAGGGACCCAGGAAGGGCAAAGAGGGGCUGUGAGCAGGUCAUUUGAAGCCUGAGUGGUGACCUCAUUAUUAUUGUUUACUUUUUCUUAUUUUACUUCUCGUUGUUUUCACCCAUUUGGGAGAACAAUCUCGAUCACCUCCUCCCGUCAUCUCAGCAAAAGGCAGCUUCCCAAGCAGCAGGCAGGCCUCAAUAAAAGGCUGGUGGGCGUGUUCCCCGCCCGAGGCCCGCAGUUGGACCGCGAGGAGGCUGGGGAAACCAUCCCACACUGGAGCGGCGAGUAUAAAGAGCCCGGCUGCAGCCGCGGGGCAGCUCUGGGCUUCGCAGGGGCACACGCAGGCCUCCUAGGUCCACAUCCGAGCCGAAUUUCAGUCCGGACACCACGAAGAUGGCACCCAUUGGGGGCAAAAAGGCCAAAAAGGGCAUCCUCGAACGUUUAAACUCUGGAGAGGUUGUGAUUGGAGAUGGAGGGUUUGUCUUUUCACUGGAGAAGAGGGGCUAUGUGAAGGCAGGCCCCUGGACCCCGGAAGCUGCUGUGGAGCACCCAGAAGCAGUUCGCCAGCUUCACCGAGAAUUCCUCAGAGCUGGAUCCAAUGUCAUGCAGACCUUCACCUUUUAUGCGAGUGAAGACAAGCUGGAGAACAGGGGGAACUAUGUGGCAGAGAAAAUAUCCGUGAGUAAACCAUACAGGGCGUUCUCAAAAGAGUGCAGAAGACACACGUCAUCCGCAAAGUUCAUCCCUAAAGCUAACAUGUUCUUCCCACUUGCAGGAGCUUCCAUCGUUGGUGUGAACUGCCAUUUCGACCCCACAAUUAGUUUGCAAACAGUGAAGCUCAUGAAAGAAGGCCUGCAGGCUGCCGGGUUGAAAGCCCACCUGAUGAGUCAGCCCUUGGCCUACCACACUCCUGACUGUGGCAAACAGGGAUUUAUCGAUCUGCCAGAAUUCCCCUUUGGACUGGAGCCCAGAGUUGCAACCAGGUGGGACAUUCAAAAAUACGCCAGAGAGGCCUACAACCUGGGGGUCAGGUUCAUUGGCGGGUGCUGUGGAUUCGAGCCCUACCACAUCAGGGCGAUUGCAGAGGAGCUGGCCCCAGAAAGGGGCUUUUUGCCACCAGCUUCAGAGAAACAUGGCAGCUGGGGAAGUGGUUUGGACAUGCACACCAAACCCUGGAUUAGAGCCAGGGCCAGGAAGGAAUACUGGGAGAACCUUCGGAUAGCCUCAGGCAGGCCGUACAACCCUUCAAUGUCAAAGCCGGAUGCCUGGGGAGUAACCAAAGGAACCUCCAUGCUGAUGCAGCAGAAAGAAGCCACAACUGAGCAGCAGCUGAGAGAGCUCUUUGAAAAACAGAAAUACAAAUCUGCGUAGUAGCCUCAGUGGAACCCAAUUUUGUGAAUUCUUCUAUGCUUGGGCCACAGUUCUUAAAAAUAAGGAAAAGAUGGUUAAAAUACAAUGCUCCUAUUAACGCCAGCCUAUACAUAAAAUUGGUAUGAGCUGAACAAAAUAGAAUUACAGACAGCACUUGACAAUUUUAAAAGUAUGUUUUAGAAAUUUCCUUAGAAGCAAAAUAAGUACGAAGUAAAUCUUAAGCAGGUUUACUAAGAACCCACUGUGUAGAAGGCAUUAAGGAAAUCGCUGUGGCCAAGGAAGAGUAAUUCUGACAUUAAUCCCGACUUCAAGAAGCUUGCAGGCUAGUGAGGAGGAUUAGACAUGAACUGUCAUAAAUGGCUCCGUGACCAGAUUGGGACAGAUAAAGUGAUAUAGGGAAGUGACUUCCAAGCUCCUUCGAACAUGACCCUUAGCAAGAAAUACAAUUUCAUAUAAUGACCCAGUAAGGCACAUACCAUACAACCACUGAAAUAAAAUGUGUGGUCUAUUCUGGUA